CGAAGAAUUGUUACGUUUGGGAUUUUAACAUCUAUGGUAGUAUGUGGAUAUCUAUCAUGGUGGCUGUUGGUAUCGUCUUCAGCUGGACAACCCCUGAGGCACUAUAUAAAAAGUAUCAUAGAUGAUAUGAUUUCAGAUCGUGUCCAAAUCGAUAAAAUACAAUAUCAACUGUCUGAAAACAUACAUAAUCUGGAGAAUAAAAUAUUAGUCGAAGGAAAGAAACGGGGGGGAAAACUUAAAAGUGAAGUUGAAAUUCCGGAUUGCAAAUCGUUUAAAAACAAGACUAUCAAGGAAUCGUUAGCCGAAAACGUAAAGAUUGUGAGCAAUUACAAUUUUACCCAUAUCGGUAAAUAUCUUCAACGUUUGCAGUUGGAUACAAAGGGGAUAUUCCACUUGGCACAACGAAAAGAGAACUCAACAGCACCCACCAUUGUGUCAGGAUUUUCAGACAAUCAUUACAAAGAGGCGAUUGGUCUCUUCAACUCCAUUAACAACCCUGUUCGGAAAAUGUACCCCGAUUUAAAAUUUGUAGUAUUUGAUCUAGGAUUGACUGAAGAACACAGAAAAACUGUACAGAAAUUAUGUAACUGUGACGUAAGGAAGUUUCCGUUUGAAAAUUAUCCAUCUCACAUGAAAUUCCUCCGGGGUUUCACAUGGAAACCCGUUAUAAUACAGAUGAUGCUGCAAGAAUUCGAUUUUGUUAUGUGGGUCGAUUCAUCUAUUCGAUUAAAUAAGAAUGUUGAUAGACUAUUUGAAAGAGCGAGGUACUAUGGAAUACAGUCUCUUGGUGGAUAUGGUUCUAUAGCAGUUCGCACACACAAUAUUCUGUUUGACUUUCUGAAAGAGGAACCCUGCAUGUUUAACUAUCCAGAAGUACAAGGUGGUUGGGUCGCAAUAAAGCGGUCUCUUUUCACAUUAAAAGUGCUGUUACAGCCCUGGGUAUCAUGUGCACUUCAGUAUGGAUGUAUGGAUUUUCCAUACUCAAAAGCGUUUCUUACUUGUUCGAGUAUGACCAAGCUUUUCCAUUGUCAUAGAUCUGACCAGUCUGUUCUCGGAAUUCUGCUUACUAGACUGUUUCACGUAAACAGACAGCUUUUCGUUUUCAAUGAUGGCGAAUUUGGUAAUGUGAGAAGAGAUAGCAUUGAAAAGUUUAUACCACAGGAUAGUGGGCAUGUAUAACUAUUCUGCAGCAAUGUUUUUCAAAUUCUAUGCAAAAACACAUUUGUUUAAAUUUUCGGUAGCAGACAAUGUGCUGGCAUCCAUUAUCAUACAUUUACAUUUCCAAUGCUUUUGGUUUUGAUUAUCGUUAUAUGAUUGACAUUUUUAUGAACGCGCUGGAAUGGAGAACAAUGUAAUGAACAAAUUACUUUUUAAAAACACUUGGUUAAAAAAAAAGAAAUUUGCUUGAGUAUUUUUGCUUGAGUAUGCUUUUUAAUGUACAUUUUGUAUAUCGACAAAAGUGACACAUAAUACAUAAUGUAUUCUCAUACAUUUGUCUUUCAAGGACAAUUCCUAUUGCGCCAUCAACCCAAAAUAUCGAAAACAGGAAAGCGCGAUAAAGGGCAACAUGAUAUCUGAAUUACAUAGAUAUAAAAUCACGUAUUUCAUUGGCUCGAUGAUUGAUUGAUUGUUUUACGUCCCGUUGAGAAAUCAUACUGAGACGUCACCGGCUGUAGGUACCACAAAUAUUUAGACCUAUGCUUAGCGCCGUAGAAGUGAGGGUCCUAAUUGUGCCAAUGCCUUUUGCAACACGUCACCUCCAUUUUAAAGGUCAUAUCUGAAAGACACAGGAUUGUCAUUUUUAAUGUUGAGCGUUUGGCGAAGGAGCAAUCACUACCGAUGUUUAGGACUCGAACUCACGACCAUCCGGUUAUGAAGCGAACGCUCUAUCACUUAUAAGCUACCGUGACCGGUUUGGUACUAUAAUGAUCAAUAACAAUGGUUAGAUGACAUGAUGGUACGAUACUGAUCUACAACAGUGAUACGAUGACAUGAUGAUACGAUAAUGAUCUACAACAGUGAUACGAUGACAUGAUGGUACGAUAAUGAUCUACAACAGUGAUACGAUGGCGUGAUGGUACGAUACUGAUCUACAACAGUGAUACGAUGACAUGAUGAUACGAUAAUGAUCUACAACAGUGAUACGAUGGCGUGAUGGUACGAUACUGAUCUACAACAGUGAUACGAUGACAUGAUGAUACGAUAAUGAUCUACAACAGUGAUACGAUGACAUGAUGAUACGAUAAUGAUCUACAACAGUGAUACGAUGACAUGAUGAUACGAUAAUGAUCUACAACAGUGAUACGAUGACAUGAUGAUACGAUAAUGAUCUACAACAGUGAUACGAUGACAUGAUGAUACGAUAAUGAUCUACAACAGUGAUACGAUGACAUGAUGGUACGAUAAUGAUCUACAACAGUGAUACGAUGACAUGAUGGUACGAUAAUGAUCUACAACAGUGAUACGAUGACAUGAUGAUACGAUAAUGAUCUACAACAGUGAUACGAUGGCGUGAUGGUGAUGAUAGAAUGGCGAAGCUAUGAAGAAACACGAGGAAAACAGAAAAAAAUAUUUUAGCGAGUCCAUUUUUAGAUGUUCAUAAGACAGACAAAUCUGGUGGUGAUGAAUUAUACAUUGCCUUAAAUCUAUAUAUUUCACCGAUUAAAAACGAUCAAAUAGAGCGAUCGAGAGGGUAGUUGGAUUCAAAUGUCAAGAUGAUCGUUUUUUAAUUUCAAUUUAUUUACAACUUAUCAAUUGCUAUAUCUUGUAAUUGAAUCCCUAUACGGUUUUUUUCCUGUCACGUCCAGAUUUGUUGUUUGAAAUAUUAUGUCUUUUAAGAAUGAUAUAGAUUUGAUAUAAUUUAUGAUUUUAAAAUAGAUGUACAAUGCAUAUGUAGGUAUGUAUGCUAGUCAUUUACUACAGAUUUAACAUAACACUAACAGAUGAUACCAUCGGGUAAUUGCUGCACAUCAUUGGUACUAUUGCAUCAACCUGUAUUUUUGCACUAUAAUCAGAUGUAUUGUACAUCGUAUCACGAUAUGACUGAAUAAAAUUUGACACUUUUUGUUGAUUGUAAAAGUGAAAUUCAAAUAAAUGAAACACUAUUAAUGCAGUCAAAAUGCUUUGCCUGUACAUACUUGCAUUGUGGCGGUCACCUUUUAGAUCUCUGUGAUAUGAACACAAUCAGUAUUUGGUAUUGUGAAUCACGGAGAUGGGAACUUUGGGGACUUGUUCUGGUUUUCUUGGGAUCAUCCAAUGGCAAUUUAGGAAAAUAUACAUAAAAUGAAAAACAGCAUUUUGUUUGGUCAAUAUAUUAGGAAAUAUCACCAAAAAUACAGGAUUUUGGAUUCCGGUUCAGUAUGAUGAUUUCUAACAUAUCGACAUCAUCAAAAUUCAUUAACUAUCUUAUAACACCAGUGGUACAACUUUAUAUGAUAUAUAAAUAUACUGAAACAAUUUUUGUGCUAUUAUUAUUCACUAUAAUGACCAGUGUUACCAUUGCAUCGUCACAUGAUUAAUAAAUUUGUCA
Molecule: messenger RNA, 3529 nt
Organism: Ostrea edulis (European flat oyster)
Lineage: Eukaryota; Metazoa; Mollusca; Bivalvia; Ostreida; Ostreidae
Exons: 1
Coding region: 34-1179 (381 amino acids)
Source: RefSeq, a predicted model, not a curated record